AUGCAGCCAUGGGGAGAAGCAACCGCGGCGGAGCUAAGCGCUGCUGCGGCGUACCACCAGUUGAUCCAGCAGCAGCAACAGUCAUUGUUGCAUCGACUCCACCAGGCGUCCUCUGUCGCCCCAUUAGAAUGCAAGCAGGAUCUGUGUGGGGAAAAUGCCGCAGGCGAUGUUCCGGGCGACGAUGCGGCGAGCGGCGAUGGCGCCCGGUCGGGCGGGGAAGAGAAAAUGGCAGCACUCGGUCAGUGGGCAGUAGCCGCCCACGCCACAGCCGCGGAUGCCACGGGGAAGGAGCCCAGAAGAAUUACGGGAUAUCGCGGGGAGGCCGUGCGGAGCCUGCUGCUGCGACGCCCCCUAACAAACUCGCGGCCUCAGCACACCGCGCAUCACAGGCAGGAGCAAGCAGAGGAGGAUGUCCAUCACAGUGGCCAUGAACUGCGUCGCAAACGGCAAAGUGUGGAUUUCCUCUUGCAGCAUCUACCCGACGUGUGCUCAAUUAUCACUGCUAGUGCCUCAGAGAGUCUUCAAUAG
This is a messenger RNA of Trypanosoma conorhini, 528 nucleotides long. RefSeq lists its product as uncharacterized. The transcript has a single exon. NCBI's taxonomy places the organism in Eukaryota, Euglenozoa, Kinetoplastea, Trypanosomatida, Trypanosomatidae. The record is from RefSeq and is a predicted model, not a curated record. Bases 1 to 528 code for a protein of 175 amino acids.